UCUCUGACGGCAUUUUCCAACGUGUGAACGUUAUUUCGACCGGUGCGCAAUAAAUUACAAAACUAAAACAUUUUGGUGGUAUUUAAUGAAUUAAGAAUUUAUUUACAUUUGCCAAAGUCAAAUGCAAAUGCAGUGAUGCGCUAAAAAGUGUGCUAUAUUUGAGUGAACAACGGCUUUCAUUAAGUGAAGUUUGUUUGUGUUGAGUUUUGUUGUUGUUGUUGCUGUGGCAUUGGUUUAACCUAAAUCGCUUCUUAGCGAUUAUGAAAUAACGGCUUCAAGUGGCACUCGUCGCUGUUGUUGCUGCGGUUUGAAUAGCAGCAACAACAAUAAUAACAAUACCAACAACAGCAACAGCACACUAACAACAGCAGCAACAACAACUAAAAGUAGGCAACAAUAAUGUAACUGUUUAAUGACGGCAACGCACAUUGAACCCUAGCGGGGAUGUUCUGUAUGCAAGAUCCCGUUACUUGCAAUGUUACCCCGCGUGGCAAAAAUUCCCCCAGCCCGCGCACGCAUGCUUAGCCGGCGUUGCGUGUGGAAGACUACAGUUUAUUUCGCCUAAUUCCUUUUCUUUCUUUUUGUUUACAAAGUUCAACUGUGAAUAUGGCUUGCUCUCUCUUGAGCUCUCUCACAGCUCCGUUCAAAUGAAUAGCUGCACUUAUUGAAAUUGAACCAAAAUUUACGGUUCUUAAUGCAUUCCAUUUGCACAGUGGGCUGUUUUUAUGAAUUUUUAAUUUUGUAAUUGAAGUCGCUAAGAAGAAGAUUCGCUAAGAAGAUUCGCGUGUUUCAUUUAGUUUUCUUCCGCAAUUUAUAAGCAAUAUCAGUGAAUCGGCAAGUUUUAUGUCUAACUGUAAAAAAAUGAUUAAUGUUUGAAUGUUUUUCCAGCAGACUUCCGUUAUACUUUUACGUAAUAAACACGCCACGACACUCUUUUUUUUUUUUUUAACAAAAAGCGAAACUCCACAAUUUCGAGAAAUAAUUUAUCAAAGAAAACUAAUAUCCAAAGUGAACAAAAAAGACAAAAAAUUAAGAAAGAAAACAAGCGGCAAACAAAACGUAAUAUAAUAGAAAGCCACAAAAGAGAAAAGAGGAAAAGACAAUAUUUGUUUUUAGUUUUAUUUUUUAUUAUUUUCAUUUUUAUUUUGGCACACAAUGAGCCAAAGUUUUGAUAGUUUAACGCACGGCGGAGGCGGAGGCGGAGGUGGGGGCGGACGGCGAGACUAUGCGGAGCGACAGUCCUCGGAGGAUGUGCCGGAUUCGACGGCAACAACAACAACAACGACAGCCGGCGAUUUAGCCGCUGGCACAGCAGCUGCGACACUGCGAGAUGACGAAUUCAGCGAGGAUAACAAUUUCGAAUCGAAUUUGCGACGUCGCAAAGGCAAAAUAAUAUCCUGUGCCAAGGAGACAAUUGAGAAUGCUUCCCGCCAAUUACGCCGUAAAGUGCCAUACGCUGGCCAUUUGAUGACGCCGCGUCGCCUCUGGCUCAACAAAAUCCCCACACAAUGCGAUGUGGUCAUUGAGUUUCCCGAGGAUGCACCAGAUGAGCCGCUGCGAUGGCUGUUAGCCCGGAUUCGCUCGCAGCCGCCAGCUGGUCUCGGUCUGCUGGUACAAGUGAAGGCCCACGACAGCUCCAGACGUAACGCGUUCUAUGUGAGCGCGCCAGUUAAUGUUCUCUUCAAAGCCGCUGAGGAGGCACGUUUGCCGAAACGUUUGCGGCCCGAUUUGGGCGGCGCGUUGCGUGAGUUUACGACACGGGAGAGCCAUUGCUUUCAGCAGCUGCGCGGCGAUGUGGGCAGCACGGCGCUGUUCACCUCACAGGAGCGCCAGUGGCUGGUGCUGCAGGUGUUGCAGGGUCUGCGUGCCGGCUGCAGCGACAUCGAUGCGUUGCAAGGACGCGCCGCGGUGGCCGAGGGCCAGAGCAUUGUGGCCGCCUGGCAGGAAUCGGGUCUGAUCACUCAGGUUUUUCCCCUGCACGAGCCACGCUCGCUGGCACAGCUGCAAACGCAAUGGGUUAAGCAAAUAUUUGCCCCACAGCCAUUGGAUGACAUCGCCGCCUAUUUUGGCGUUAAGGUCGCUCUGUACUUCGCCUGGCUGGGGCAUUAUACGUGCGCGCUGGGCGUGCCCGCCGUGUUUGGCACCAUACUUUAUUGCAUAUUGUGGGGCAAGGGUCAGACGGCGCAGGAUAUGGGCCAUGUGCUGUUCUCGCUGUUCAACGUGGCCUGGGCCUCACUGUACUUGGAAGCCUGGAAGCGUUACUCCGUCGAAUUGGCUUUUCGCUGGGGCACGCUCUCAACGCCGCCCGAACUGCUGGAGCCGCCGCGGCCGCUCUAUAAGGGCCCGCUGGAGGAGAACAAUGUGACGGGUCGAUUGGAGCCAAGGGAGGCGCCCGCCUGGCAGCGUCGCGCCUUUCGCUAUUUGGUCAGCUUUCCUGUGAUUGGACUGUGCCUCUGUGUGGUCUUUGCUGUUAUGUUUCUCAUGUUGCGCUUCCAGGAUUGGCUGGAUCAUCAUAAAAUACCCGAUAGAGGAAUUGCUCAAUGCAUGUAUAAUUUGCACAAGGACUGGUGGGACUCGAAGCUGCCCGAGGACAGUGUCUUGUGCUGCCUGAGUGUGAUACCCAAAGUGCUGCUAGCUGGUGCGAUUACCUUGAUGGAUGAGGCCUAUUUCAAGCUAGCCGUUUGGCUGAACGAUAAGGAAAACUAUCGCCUGCAAUCGAAGUACGAGAAUCAUUUGAUAGCGAAAGUUGCGCUAUUUCAAUUCGUCAACUCGUUCCUUUCGCUCUUCUACAUUGCCUUCUAUCUGCGGGAUGAGGACAAGCUGAAGGAGCAAUUGGCUGGCUUGCUCAUCUCUCGUCAAAUUAUUGGCAAUCUACGCGAAUCGGCUGUACCCUAUGUCCUCGAGCAAUGGAAGCUGGCCAAGUUGAGCUUCAAUAUGUGGGGCGCUCUGAGCCCCACACAGCAUGUUAAUCGCAGUCUAGCCGAGGAGUUGGCCACGGCCGAGGAGAAGCUCAAGGCUGAGGCGGCUGCCACAACUAAAACUACAGCACAGCAGGAGCAACAGCAGCAGCAGCAGCAAUCGGCUAAUAAACGUGACAUUGGACAAGCCGAGAUUGAGAGCUCUCUAUAUAAAUACGACGGGACAUUCUCGGAUCAUUUGGAGAUGCUGGUGCAAAUGGGCUAUGUGGUGCUCUUCUCGGCCGCCUUCCCGCUGGCCGGGGUCUGUGCGUUAAUUAACAACCUGAUGGAGAUCCGUUCGGAUGCGUUUAAGCUGGCCCAUGUGCAUCAGCGGCCGUUUGGGCAGCGCGUGGCCAACAUUGGCACCUGGCAGAAUGCGUUGAGCAUUUUAUCGCUGGCCGCGGUUAUUGUCAACUGUGCGCUGAUUGGCCUCUCCGGGCAGGUGUCGCGCCUCUGGCCUGGCCUGACCACGGCGCAAACUAUAAUUUUAAUCGUGACGCUGGAGCACAUUAUGCUGGGCCUGCGGCAGGCGUUGACUUGGCUGCUGCCGGAAUUGCCCUCGUGGCUGGCGGCGGAAAUAGCGCGUGCCGAGCACUGUCGCCGCGAGAUGCAGUGCAAGGGCACCUCGCCCCGGCCCACACCACCGACACCGCCCUCAACCACAUCCACGCAGCCGGAGCAGGAGGUCACAGGCGCCGAAACCACGCACGAUCAGUCCAUGGAGAGUCAGCUGGCUGAGGAUAUGCUGCUCUAUGGCCACGAGCUGGGCGCCAGCUAUGGCCGCAGCAUUGAGGCGGAUGUGAAUAUAUAUGAGAAUCGUGACUCUUCGCCCGACUCACCGCCAUCGCAGACUAGCACCAUACUCAUAAGACCGCUGCAUGAAUCCACGCCGCCGCACGGUGGCGCCUCGCUGAGCAGUUUGCAUCACGAUGGCAAUGGCGCUUGUAAAAGUUGUAGGCAAAAAUCGCAAUUCUUUAUACCGGAAAUACCGCCAUUUCUUGGAUAUUCGGUGCGCAAUUUGAGUGCUCUGUCCGCGCACGGUCAGAGAGUGCAACAACAACAACAGCUGCUUAGCGGCGCUUCAGCUAGCACGCUAGCUCUGAACUCAGCCGCUGCCAGCUACGCAGCGCCGAUGCAUAUACAAGAAAUACCGCCGUUCCGCAAGAAAUCGAGCGAUUCGGCUGAUCAGACAGGCAGCAGCACGGGCAGCAGUCCACAGCGCGCAUCGAUGCGCCAACUGCUGCAAUCAACCCACCAGCAGCAACAGCAACAGCAACAGCAACAACAACAGCAGCAACAACAACAACAACAACAUCAGCAGCAAACAACAAGAAUCGCAGAGAUUCCGCCGUACAGCAAGCAGCGUAAAAUAUCCACAGAGAGCGUUGCCAAUGUACCGCUGAGCGACAAACUACAUAUAAAACUUCACGCACCCGAAUGGAUGUCACGCUUAAAAGUGAACGACAAUGUGAAUCUCCAUAGAAGCAUAGAUUGUAUUGCCAAGGAGCUCGGCAACACGGCGGACAACUCAGACAUAUUGAAGCCGGCGCCAUCCUGGAGCAACGUGGCCUUGAAGACAGGCGCUCCGGGCAUUAUGCUGGCCACGCCCCCAGCUGCUCAGCAAAUUGUCGCCUCCUCAUCGUCGUCGUCGGGCGGCGGUGGCAGCGUUUUCAGUCCGAGUAGCGUGGGCCCAGUCGUCGCCGCUGCCAGCAGCAGCAGCGGCAUCAGCAAUUCACAGUCACGACCCAGUGUGGGCGCUUUAUCCAAUUCCUCAUCGAGUUCAUCGCACAAGCAACAGCAGCAGCAGCAGGCGAAACAGGCAAAGGAGGCCAAGGAGGAGCGAGAGAAAGAGCAGGAGCAGGCGGCAGCGGCAGCCACUGCAUCCACAUCCGCUGGCAAUACAGACGAUGAGACAAAGGCUGCCGAGUUGGCGGCCAAGAAAUCGCGGCUUAAACAAAAGCUGGUUAAGAGCGCGCGAUCUGUGGCCAUAUUCUCGCUCAAGCUCAAGGAGCGGCGACAGCGCGAGGCGGAAAAGGCAGCCACAAUUGCUGUGGAGCAUGCCAAGGCUCUGGCUAAGCUGCCAAUGCCGCAGCCCGUGGGCGGUGAGCUGUCUCUAAUACCCAUCGAACAUCUAAUACAAAUCGAUGAUAUCAAGCCAGCGAUCAAGCCAGCAGCAACAACAACAACAACAUCAGCAGCCGUUUCAUCGAGUACACAGCCGGGCUCCUCUAUGCAUUAUCAGCAGCAACAGCAGCAUCAGCAGCAGCAGCAGCAGCAUUAUCAUCAUACGGAUAAUUAAGCUUAAUCGACAGAGCUUAGACUAACUAUAAAAACAACGCACACUGUAAAUAGUUUUUUUCUAUGCACGUAAUACCCAUAUCUGGUCCAUGUUUUAGAACGAUCUAUCGCUAACAUAUUGAUGAUAUGAGCCAUUUGCUGAAUGUGUGUCUUGUCCAGAGUUGGAAGCAACUAAAUAACGUCUAUGUACUAGUACACCUAACAAACUAAUUAACGAAUGUUAUUAACUAUGAUAUGAUAUGGCUUUCAAAACA
Drosophila mojavensis is the source of this 5509-nucleotide messenger RNA. RefSeq names its product anoctamin-8 (gene wwk). NCBI's taxonomy places the organism in Eukaryota, Metazoa, Arthropoda, Insecta, Diptera, Drosophilidae. Gene Ontology annotation, molecular function: chloride channel activity. The transcript has 18 exons. Gene Ontology annotation, biological process: chloride transmembrane transport. Bases 1156 to 5256 code for a protein of 1366 amino acids. The record is from RefSeq and is a predicted model, not a curated record. Gene Ontology annotation, cellular component: plasma membrane.